AAAAAAAUGUACUUCCCCAUUUUGUGACAGCCCAGUCCAUUGUUCAGUUAUAACAAGUUGGAAUAAAAGCUGUCAAAUUUCAUUAUUGUGAAAGAAAAGUAACUAAUUUUGAUAAAUUAUUUUACUCUGUCUGAUGUACAUUCUUAGGAAGUCUGGAGGAAAAGUCCUGAAGAAAAGGCGGGAGAACGUAUUUCUGGGGACGAAAGAAAAGCACGAAGUUACGUUUAAGAACUGGGAAGUGACAAUUUCAGUAAUUACACAAUUUUAUUUUCAAAAUGGGUCCGUUGUAAUAGUGUUGAUUCAUAUUUUAUAGAUUUAAAUUAAAAUGGCACAAAAAUCCAUUACAUCGUUUUUUAAAGUGAAACCGCCUCUUAAAACUGAUGUGCCAGAUGAAGAGGUUUCUGACAGUGGCAUCAGGUUGGAUGUUAAGUAGAUCAAGUAAUAUGAUUUAUCGGAAUUUGGCAUGGUCUCCAAUACACUUUAUUUCUGCCAGCAAAAAGAACGGUCUUGAUGUUGGAGAUUCACCUGUGAAACGUGCAAGAAGGUCUAAACGUGCCAGAAUAGACAGUGAUUCAGAUGACAGUAUCAUUGGAGAUGCCAGUAAACAACAUACUAAAAAAUUGUCGGUAUCACCCAUCAACAAGAAAGAGGAGUCCUCUGUUGAGCAUGAAGCUGAAGUACCUGAGGAAACUAAGCCUAGUAGUCCAUUGUCGAUCAUCUCCGUCCAGCGCCCCACAAAGGUAAAUGAUGAAGCAAAGACUGUUAAAAAGGAGCCUGAAUUAAAACCUGACUCAGCUAGUCCUGAAAAAAAAAGUUCAAAGCCGAAGCCUAAGAAGCUUAAUCAGUUUUUUAUUGUCCAGAAGGCAGAUGAAGUAGACGAUAGCAAAACUCAGAAUGGUACCUGCGUGUCUCCUGCUGCCUUUGAUCCAUCUAAAGUGAAGUAUCACCCUCUAAAGGAUGCCUGCUGGGAAAGUGGGAAACGGGUACCCUAUUUGGCUCUGUCCCGGACUCUGGAAGCUAUUGAGUCCCUGAGCAGUCGGCUGCGCACUGUGGAGACACUUGCAAACUACUUCCGGUCUGUCAUACUUCUAUCACCUGAUGAUUUGCUGCCAAGUGUCUACUUGUGCCUGAAUCGGCUAGCACCAGCUUACGAAGGUCUAGAGUUAGGAAUUGCAGAAACCACGUUGAUGAAGGCUAUUGCUCAGAGUACUGGUCGAACACUGGCUCAAGUAAAAGCAGAUGCUGCUGCUGCUGGUGAUCUAGGCAUUGUGGCAGAGCAAAGCAAGGGUGCACAGCGUACCAUGUUCCAACCUGCAGCACUCACUGUUUUCACUGUCUUUUCAAAGCUGAAGGAUAUUGCCCAAAUGACUGGCAGAGAGGCUAUGAGCAAAAAAGCAGAUCGUAUCCAGGCAUUGCUGGUGGCAUGCCGCCAUUCGGAGGCUCGCUUCUUGAUACGGUCUUUGGCAGGCAAGCUACGUGUAGGACUUGCUGAGCAAUCUGUUCUGCAGGCAUUGGGCCAGGCGUGUGCUCUGACACCUCCAGAGAAGCCUAACACAGUCAACGCUUGCAAGGACAUGAAUCCAGAUGCUGUAAAAGCUUGUGUGGACCAGAAUGCCCUCAUCAUCAAGACCACUUAUUGUGAAUGUCCAAAUUAUGACAAAAUAAUCCCUGUACUCCUCAAAGAAGGUGUGAAGGCUCUUCCUGAGAAAUGUCGUCUCUCCCCUGGCAUUCCUCUCAAACCAAUGCUGGCCCAUCCAACAAAAGGGGUCCAAGAAGUGUUGACCCGAUUUGAUGGUGUCAGGUUCACUUGUGAAUGGAAGUAUGAUGGAGAACGGGCACAGAUUCAUUUGGCUGAAGAUGGUUCCAUCAGUAUCUUCAGUCGCAAUCAAGAGAACAAUACCAGUAAAUAUCCUGACAUCACGGCAUCUCUCCGUCAAGCACUGAGUCCAAGCGUUAAGACUUGCAUUCUGGACACAGAAGCAGUCGCCUGGGACAGACAGAAUUCACAGAUUCUUCCAUUUCAGAUCUUGAGCACACGUAAACGAAAGGAUGCAUCGGAGGAAGACAUAAAAGUUCGUGUUUGCAUCUUCAUGUUUGACCUUUUGUACCUGAAUGGGGAGUCAUUGGUACGCCAACCACUGGCUGAACGUCGUGCUCUCUUACGCCAACAUUUUGUGGAGGUAGAAGGAGAGUUCACAUUUGCUACCAGUCUGGAUACAGACGUAAUAGAAGAGGUCCAAGAAUUCUUAGAAACCUCAGUCAAAGGAAAUUGUGAGGGACUGAUGGUAAAAACACUGGACAAGGAUGCUACAUAUGAAAUUGCCAAGCGCUCCAGAAACUGGCUGAAAUUGAAAAAAGAUUAUUUGGAAGGCGUGGGUGACACUUUAGAUGUCGUGGUACUAGGGGGCUAUCUGGGUCGAGGGAAACGAACUGGUGUGUAUGGUGGCUUUCUUAUUGGGUGCUAUGACCAACAGUCAGAAGAAUAUCAGACACUCUGCAAGUUGGGCACUGGAUUUUCAGAAGAGGCUCUGCAGCGCCAUACUGAUUUUUUCAAACAACAUGUCCUCGACAGCCCACGGCCAUAUUAUCGAUUUGAUUCCUCCUUGGAGCCAGACCAUUGGUUUGAUGCUGUUCAAGUCUGGGAAAUAAAAUGCGCUGAUUUGUCACUAUCUCCUGUCCAUCGUGCUGCACAAGGCUUGGUAGAUCCAGAAAAAGGAAUAUCAUUGAGAUUUCCACGAUUUCUGCGAGUAAGAGAUGAUAAGUCAGUGGAAGAUGCAACCAGUGCAGAACAGAUUGCAGAAAUGUUCCGCAGCCAGGAGCAGAUCAAGAAUCAACAAGGAGGAGCCAAUGCUAAAGAAGAAGAUUUCUAUUAAGAACAAUUUUUAAAUGAGUUGUACAAAUUUCUUUUAAUCAUAUCCAAAAUACCUAAUUUUUAAAAUUUGCGCCUAGAACUUGUAAUGAAAUAAACACUUGAUUUUUCCCAAAA
Molecule: messenger RNA, 2986 nt
Organism: Gryllus bimaculatus (two-spotted cricket)
Lineage: Eukaryota; Metazoa; Arthropoda; Insecta; Orthoptera; Gryllidae
Source: the annotation of a GenBank genome assembly